Molecule: messenger RNA, 1157 nt
Organism: Oryzias melastigma (Indian medaka)
Lineage: Eukaryota; Metazoa; Chordata; Actinopteri; Beloniformes; Adrianichthyidae
Product: transmembrane 4 L6 family member 4
Exons: 4
Coding region: 114-689 (191 amino acids)
Cellular component (GO): membrane
Source: RefSeq, a predicted model, not a curated record
CUCAGUGUCAGUGAGAACACCGAGUUUCUGGCACAUUAUGUGAUCAAAUGGUUCCCUGAGCUCAGACUCACCAAAGAGGAGCUUUGACGGCAGCUGAUUCUGACCUUGACACCAUGUGCACCAGAAAAUGCUCCCUCUUCGUUGCUGGAUGUAUGUACCCACUCGUGCUCCUGUCCGUCACCUGCAACAUCAUGCUGUUCUUUCCUGGCUGGAGUGUGCAAUAUGUUAAGGAAGGGCACAUCACUGUGCAGGUUUACUACAUGGGGGGUGUCCUCGGAGGGGGUGUACUGGCACUAAUCACGGCUCUUUACAUCCACCUGACUGGAGAUGGGGGCUGCUGUACAAACCGCUUAGGGAUGUUCUUCUCGAUUGCGUUUGCAGCGGUGGGCGCGGCUGGAGCUGUGUACAGCUUCAUCGUGGCCAUCCUCGGCUUGUCCAAUGGCCCCCUGUGUAAAGGUGACAACGGACUCUGGGGCACCCUCUUUAAAAACAGCAACGCUAACUACUUGACCCAGCGGUCUAAGUGGGCUGACUGCAUUGAGCCGAGGGAUGUGGUGCAGUUCAACAUAGGCCUCUUCAUCACUUUGAUCCUGGCCAGCUUCCUGCAGGCGAUGCUCUGUGUCGGCCAGAUCAUCAACGGCCUCGUCGGCUGCAUCUGCGGAACGGGCAAAGACCAAAUGGUUGCAUAGAACCCAGAAGGAUGACCACAUGACGAAUGAAAAAGUUCUGGAGUAUGUCUAUUGUUUCCCACAGUUAUUCUGCAUUAAAAAGUGGUUUAAAAAAGCAUCAGUUGAAUUUUAAUCUGAUCAGUAAGAGAUGGAAGGAUUACCAAAGGUAUCAAACUUAAAGUGCAUCUGUCUUUUGUUUGAAUCUGCAAUCUACAAUGUUUUUAUGACAAAAACAUGUUCUUUUUUUAUUUCUACAGCUUGCACAUCUUAGCUUUUAUUAACAGAAAACAAGUGUCUGAAGUGUCUAAGUGUCUGUACUGAAAGCUUAGCUUCUAUUUAGCCUCCAAUGUUCGGACAAAGAGGUGAAUGAAAGACAGAACUUUGUGUCAGAGGUACAUCAUUGGUAGUAUUAAUAGUACUGUGCUGAUGCUGUCUGUCUGACUUGUUGAAAUAAAUUAAUCAGGAAAAAUGCAUUUGGAACUGCAGUUU